AUGUCAACAACAGAAUCUGAUGAUACUAUUCUCAACAUGUCAGGAAAUGCAGAAAGGUUAUCGUUAUGUUUUGCUAUUAGUCCAGAAGGCGAUUUCGUAGUCGAAUUUGGUAAAAUUCCUACAGAAUACCGAUUUACUGUA
Molecule: messenger RNA, 141 nt
Organism: Racocetra fulgida
Lineage: Eukaryota; Fungi; Glomeromycota; Glomeromycetes; Diversisporales; Gigasporaceae
Source: the annotation of a GenBank genome assembly